AGGUAGUUUUAUGCACACGGACAUUAUUCUCAUGCACACUCAUCGAAACAGACGGCGCCGCAUUUGAUCGAGGAUGGCUGCUCAGAUGGCAACCACAAAGGUCCCAGAGGUGCGGGACAUGACUCGGAUAGAGAGGAUUGGAGCACACUCACAUAUUCGUGGCCUUGGGAUAGACGAUGCAUUGGAGCCAAGACAGGUGUCUCAGGGCAUGGUUGGGCAGCUGGCUGCCAGGAGAGCAGCUGGUCUGAUUCUUGAGAUGAUCAGAGAUGGGCACAUCGCGGGUCGCGCUGUUCUCAUUGCGGGGCAGCCUGGUACCGGAAAGACUGCAAUUGCCAUGGGAAUUGCCCAGUCUCUUGGGCAGGACACCCCCUUCACUUGCAUGGCCGGCAGUGAGAUCUUCUCCCUGGAGAUGGGCAAGACAGAGGCUCUCACUCAGGCUUUCCGCAAAGCCAUCGGAGUCCGAAUCAAAGAGGAGACUGAAAUCAUUGAAGGAGAAGUUGUAGAAAUUCAGAUUGACAGGCCGGCCACUGGGACGGGGGCCAAGGUGGGCAAGCUGACCCUGAAGACCACGGAGAUGGAGACGAUAUAUGACCUGGGCAGCAAGAUGAUCGAGAGCCUGAGCAAGGAGCGCAUCCAGGCUGGAGAUGUCAUCACCAUUGACAAGGCCACAGGCAAGAUCAGCAAGCUGGGACGCUCCUUUACCAGAGCCAGAGAUUAUGAUGCCAUGGGUGCUCAGACGCAGUUCGUACAGUGUCCAGAGGGGGAGCUGCAGAAGAGGAAGGAGGUGGUGCACACCGUCUCCCUGCACGAGAUCGACGUCAUCAACAGCCGCACGCAGGGCUUCCUCGCCCUCUUCUCAGGUGACACCGGUGAGAUCAAGACUGAGGUGCGGGAGCAGAUCAACGCCAAGGUGUCAGAGUGGCGGGAGGAGGGCAAAGCCGAGAUCAUCCCAGGGGUGCUGUUCAUAGACGAGGUGCACAUGCUGGACAUGGAGUGCUUCUCCUUCCUGAACCGAGCCCUGGAGAGCGACCUGGCCCCUGUACUCAUCAUGGCUACUAACAGAGGCAUCACACGCAUCCGUGGCACCAACUACCAGAGUCCGCACGGCAUCCCCAUCGACAUGCUGGACCGCCUGCUGAUCAUCGCCACCUCCCCCUACAGUGAGAAGGAGACGAGGCAGAUACUCAAGAUCAGGUGUGAGGAGGAGGAUGUGGAGUUGAGCGACGAGGCCCAUACGGUGCUGACUCGUAUCGGCAUGGAGACAUCGCUCCGCUACGCCAUCCAGCUAAUCAGCACCGCCGGCCUAGUCUGCCGCAAGCGCAAGGGCACUGAGGUGCAGGUGGAGGACAUCAAGCGCGUCUACUCCCUCUUCCUGGACGAGGCCCGCUCCUCGCAGUACAUGAAGGAGUACCAGGACUCAUUCCUCUUCCACGAAGCACAGUCCACUCAGAUGGACACCACCUCCUGACCCUGAUGCGACCCACUCCUCUAAGUGUUACCUGUACCGUCUCAAAGCUGUGCGGUUUUCUCUCGUGUCAUAAGAAUGUUUUUUUGUUUGUUUUGUUUCUUUUUAACUACUUUGAACUUGCCUUUGAACUCAUUGCCAGACCGUUUUCUUUCAUACUUAACAUAUUUGAAGUUUAUUAGUACUAGUUUUCUGUGUGAAAUGGCAGUCAUGACGGUUUCAGUCACUGCUCCAUAAUUUAAAUUCCAUUGUGAUGUCCCCAUCACCCAUACGUUUUAAAAUUGUUGAUCACAACCUCCUGUCAUCAAAACAAAAAUUAAUAAAUACAUUUCAUGAAAUCCUG
Messenger RNA from Engraulis encrasicolus (European anchovy), 1808 nucleotides. RefSeq names its product RuvB-like AAA ATPase 2 (gene ruvbl2). The record is from RefSeq and is a predicted model, not a curated record. Lineage: Eukaryota; Metazoa; Chordata; Actinopteri; Clupeiformes; Engraulidae. The transcript has 15 exons. Gene Ontology annotation, molecular function: DNA helicase activity; ATP hydrolysis activity; ATP binding. Bases 74 to 1468 code for a protein of 464 amino acids. Gene Ontology annotation, biological process: chromatin remodeling; box C/D snoRNP assembly; regulation of transcription by RNA polymerase II. Gene Ontology annotation, cellular component: R2TP complex; Swr1 complex; NuA4 histone acetyltransferase complex.